AUGGUCAAAAAUCUGAAGCCACGACGUCGAUACCAGAGCGUAACCUCGGUCUGUGACGGGUACGAGGGCGCCGCUUGCCCUUUUAGAACAGACGCGACUGCACUGCAGUGGUGCAUUAGCCCGAGAUUCCGACGAUGCCCUUUCUGGCUUGAAUUGGCUCUUCUAGUGGCGCAAGCCCCAUCUCGGCUACAUGGACGAACGCGGCUCGUAGAAUUCGAGGACAUGUCCGAGAUGGGAGCCAACGACGGCCUGCGUCGAGUGCAUCGAGUCCAGCUGCGGUUCUGCCGAUGCAUGACCAAGUUAAGUUAG
Molecule: messenger RNA, 309 nt
Organism: Pseudozyma hubeiensis SY62
Lineage: Eukaryota; Fungi; Basidiomycota; Ustilaginomycetes; Ustilaginales; Ustilaginaceae
Exons: 1
Coding region: 1-309 (102 amino acids)
Source: RefSeq, a predicted model, not a curated record